Molecule: messenger RNA, 1198 nt
Organism: Mugil cephalus (flathead mullet)
Lineage: Eukaryota; Metazoa; Chordata; Actinopteri; Mugiliformes; Mugilidae
Gene: ndufaf3
Product: NADH:ubiquinone oxidoreductase complex assembly factor
Exons: 5
Coding region: 44-604 (186 amino acids)
Biological process (GO): mitochondrial respiratory chain complex I assembly
Cellular component (GO): mitochondrial inner membrane
Source: RefSeq, a predicted model, not a curated record
AAGUCCUUCCCCCACAUUGACACCGGUGGCGGACACCGUCAACAUGGCCAGUGUGGUAUGUGCCAGAUUCCUCCUUCAGAGCUCAGCCCGGGGCUUCCUGCUCUCCUCCAGGGCUGUGCCCGCUCUCUCCAGCCCAUUUCUGUGUCGUGGUCAUCGACUGGAACCCUCCGACGAUGAGAUGUACCAGCGCACCACGGUGACUGUCAUGCAGAAGGAUCGAGACAAUGGGAUCCUCAUUCACAGCUACAGUUCUUCAGGGUUCAACAUAGACGGCAACAAGGUCUUCGGCCCCUGCGCUGUGCUGCCUCCUGCCAUCCUCCAGUGGAAUGUUGGCAGCUAUAAAGACAUCACAGAAGAAAGUGUUUCUCUGUUCCACAUGAUUGAACCAAGACUAGAGAUUCUCGUCCUGGGCACGGGCACGCGGCUUGAACGAAUUGACCCCACAGUCCUCGCUCUUCUCAACCGCAAAGGCAUUGCUGUGGAGGUGCAGGACACGCCGAAUGCCUGCGCGACCUUCAACUUCCUGCUCAGUGAGCGAAGAAUAGCAGCCGCUGCUCUGAUCCCUCCUUCAGUCAGCACAGCCCUAGAGGCCACGCGGAAAUGAGCAACAUGAGCCAGGACUGACUGCUGACAGAUGGAGGUUCAGGGAAAAAUGAGAUGAUUAUUCUGCUUCUGCACAACGCUCCCAAAGGAACAAACUCAGUCACGUCCAUCCUGAUAUUUCAUUACAACAGUUAUUUAUUUAUAUAUCAAUGUGUCCUUGUCACAGGGAUCUGAUAUUCUCUCUGAUGAACAGUGUGAGAGCAGCAAUUUGAGACUUUUCUCAGACGUAAAGAUAAAUGUUUUGCACUGAUGAUGACGAGUUUCCUGUCAGCUUUUUCGAGCAGUCGUCAUUGGGUUCUUCGUGAGCUUGUUGCGUGUCGCUGUUCUAAAGCUGGCAAUGAAAUCUAGAUUUGGACGUGAAUGCAACUUUGGGCGUGUGCUUAAAAUGAACAAGAGCGCAGGUGAAUGUAGUCGAGUGAAGCCGCUAGUGAAUUCAGCUGUAGUAAAGUAUAACCAUACUGUUGUGUACAAAUACAAGUCUUCUUUGUAUAAUAAAUGUAUGACAGAUGCUUGACAUGCAGAAAAUGAUAUUUCAACUGUAAUGCAUUUAAUUUGUUUUUGUGCACACCAUAAAUCUACAGUAAGACCACCUCAA